Messenger RNA from Arthroderma uncinatum, 462 nucleotides. RefSeq lists its product as uncharacterized. The record is from RefSeq and is a predicted model, not a curated record. Bases 1 to 462 code for a protein of 153 amino acids. The transcript has 5 exons. NCBI's taxonomy places the organism in Eukaryota, Fungi, Ascomycota, Eurotiomycetes, Onygenales, Arthrodermataceae.
AUGAAGUUGCUCAUUUCUUGCGCAGUGGUUAUUGCCGCUGCCGUUGUUUAUGCAGCUCCUAUUGCCGAGGAGGCUACUGAUAAGGGGGCUGUCCAGAAAGGUGCCGGGUACUGGGUGUAUGGUAUUCCCCCAGCGGAAGCCGAUGAGGACUAUAAGAUGAAGAGAGAUGACACCGAGGUUGAGAGGAAUGUUCAGAAGGGUGCCGGGUACUGGGUGUAUGGUAUCCCACCAGCGGAAGCUGACGGGGACUACAAGGAGAAGAGAGAUGAGUCUGAGGUCAAGAAGAGAGCUGUCUGGCAAGGAGGCCAGUACUGGGCAUAUGGUAUUCCCCCAGCGGAAGCUGACGAGGACUACAAGGAGAAGAGAGAUGAGUCUGAAGUCGAGAAGAGAGCUGUUUGGCAAGGAGGCCAGUACUGGGCGUAUGACGUUCCCCCAGCGGAAGCCGAUGAAGAGUACGAGUAA